UCUGUAACUUUUUCGUUAAUUUAGUAAGGGACAGUAUGCAAGCCAAAAACGGUGUGCCUUCUAACAGAAAAGACUUCAUAGAUUUACUUUUGGAAAUUAAAAAUCAAGGCAAUACUUUGGAGACUACUAAAACGGAAGAAACGGUAAAAUUAAAAUUGACAGAUGAAGUAAUAGCAGCUCAAGCGUUUAUAUUCUAUAUGGCUGGGUACGAAACCAGUGCGGCUACAGUGGCAUUUAUGUUGUACGAACUAGCAAUGAAUCCCCUUAUACAGGAUAAGUUAAUUGAUGAGCUUGAUGAAGUACUCGACCGACACAAUGGAAAUAUAACGUACGAAAUAAUAAAUGAAUUGACUUACAUGGAAAAAGUUUUUAAUGAGACUCUUCGAAAAUACCCAGUAGCAGAUAUACAACGACGGGCCAAAGCAAAUUAUAAUAUACCUGGGACAAACAUUACUAUUGAGAGAGGGACAAUUGUAUUCGCACCAAUAAUGGCUAUUAGUCACGAUGAGAAGUAUUUCCCGGAUCCAAGCAAAUUUGACCCAGAGAGAUUUUCUCCCGAGAAUGAGAGUAAAAGACAUCCCUGUGCUUUUAUACCUUUUGGUACUGGUCCUCGAUUCUGCAUCGGUAUGCUUUUUGCUAGAAUCCAGAGUCGCGUAUGUUUGAUGAAACUGUUGUAUCAUUUCCGUGUAGAAGUAUCCAAGAACACGCCAAAAACCCUCUCAUUUAAUCCAGAGCGCGUUGCUACGUCACCAAAGGGAGGUAUUUAUUUAAAUCUUGUUCGAAGAAAAUGAAGAAUCUCUGUAUAAGGCAUAGAUAUAAAAAUGUUACAAUAAUAAGUUUUGUUAAUUUUCAUAACAUUCUUAAUAAUUUACUCCUAUUAGGAGUGA
Molecule: messenger RNA, 887 nt
Organism: Bicyclus anynana (squinting bush brown)
Lineage: Eukaryota; Metazoa; Arthropoda; Insecta; Lepidoptera; Nymphalidae
Product: cytochrome P450 6B1-like
Exons: 2
Coding region: 36-791 (251 amino acids)
Molecular function (GO): oxidoreductase activity, acting on paired donors, with incorporation or reduction of molecular oxygen; heme binding; iron ion binding
Source: RefSeq, a predicted model, not a curated record